AAUGCCAGAAGUAGAUGACUAUUUUAGGGAGGUUGACAUAAAUAAGUGGAGUUAUGAUGGAUUUCUCAAAUUCUUGACAACUGAAAAAUGCAGUGAAGAAAUUUGGAUAAGCUCCUUGAGAGCGAUUAGCAAAAAUAAAAAAUACCCAGAAAUUUUACCAGAAUUUCUUUAUAGGAAUUCAGCAUCAAUAUCAUCAAAACAUAAUAAACUCCAAAAUUCUCAGGAAUCUGCAAAUGGAACUAGACCAGACUUUACUGUGCAAAAUUAUUCGAAUUAUGAGAUCUUCACUUUAAAGGUUGCUGGAAGUCUAAUAAAUAAGAUUCAGAAAAAGAUCAAAAAUGAUUUUGCCAAAUUAAGUAAACAAAUGCAAAAUAAUAUAAAUUAUAUUGUUAGUCAAGAGAAAGAAAAAGGGCGUUCAUUACCUAAAAAUUUUCAAAUCUUUGGAGCAUCAACAAAAGGAUUUGAUAUUGUGAUUAAAAGGAUGAUAUCUGUUGAUCGAUAUGUUAUUAUGCAGGAAAUCUUUACAAUUAAAGUUCUAUCCAGCAUUACUAAUUACUGUAAGCUUAAAAUUUUGAUUAUAAGAGUGAUUGCUUUGUCAGAAGUAAUUAAAGAUCUACUUAGUUGUAAAGAACCCACUAUCAAGUCUCAAGCUAAAUAUUUUGCUGCUAAAUACUAUCUUUAUAGAUGGUAUAUAAAAAAAGAUGAAACAAAAGCUUUUGAGUUUGCAAUAGAACUUGCCAAUAAAAAAGAAUACGACUAUGCAUUAAAUAUUUUUAACCAGAUUUCUAAAAGAAAAAGUUCUAAGCUUAAAGAUAAAGCCUCAGAAAUGGUAAAGAAAUAUAAAGGGAUGAGCUGA
This is a messenger RNA of Racocetra persica, 856 nucleotides long. The record is from the annotation of a GenBank genome assembly. NCBI's taxonomy places the organism in Eukaryota, Fungi, Glomeromycota, Glomeromycetes, Diversisporales, Gigasporaceae.